AUGAAAGAAGUUGGUAAAAUGUCUUUAAUUGAUUUAGCUGGUUCUGAGCGUGGUAAAGAUACAGCAAGUGGUGAUCGUCUUCAACGUAUGGAAGAUUCAGAAAUCAAUAAAUCUUUAUUAGCAUUAAAAGAAUGUAUUCGUGCAUUGGGUCGUAGUGAUGGUAAUCAUAUACCAUUUCUUUGUAUGAUUGCAAUGAUUUCACCAACACAUUCUAAUGUUGAAAAUACGAUGAAUACAUUACGUUAUGCUGAUCGAAUGAAAGAAUUAAGAGUUGGAGAUAAUUUAAAUAAAGAUAAUCAAAUAUAA
Messenger RNA from Rotaria sp. Silwood2, 306 nucleotides. NCBI's taxonomy places the organism in Eukaryota, Metazoa, Rotifera, Eurotatoria, Philodinida, Philodinidae. The record is from the annotation of a GenBank genome assembly.